AUAGUAUCUGUCAUUCAUCAUACGCGCGGUGUUUACAAGUUUUUCGAAAGUGCCUUAUCUGUUUUAUUUGUGUCGUGAAACUCAUAAAAAGCGGAUGUAUCUGAUGAACUUUUGGAACUAUCAGCUACAUUUUGGUCAACACGGAAUAUAAUGGAAGAGUCGGUUCAUGUGCGCGUAUUAUUUUUUGCCAAGUCACGCGAAUUAUCCGGUUUGAAUGAGUGUAACCUUGAAUUGAACAAAAAAACGAAUUUGUGCUCCGAAGUAAUCAACUAUAUUUGUGAUAAAUUCGAUUUGAACAUCAUUAAAAACAAUGUCAUCAUUGCUUUGAACAGUGAAUACUGUGAUGAUUUGAAUGCUGUGCUUGAAUUGAAAAACGGCGAUGAGAUUGCUGUAAUUCCGCCGAUAAGCGGUGGCUAAUAACAUAAUUAUAUUUUUGUUAUUUUCCAUUAUUUUGAUUGUUGAAGGAAAAAAAAAACUGUUAAGUGUGUUCUAUCUAAAUUGUGUGUCGACCUUGACAAUAAAUUAAUUAA
Bradysia coprophila is the source of this 530-nucleotide messenger RNA. It is a transcript of the gene Mocs2A, whose product is annotated as Molybdenum cofactor synthesis 2A. Gene Ontology annotation, cellular component: cytosol; molybdopterin adenylyltransferase complex. Gene Ontology annotation, biological process: Mo-molybdopterin cofactor biosynthetic process. The record is from RefSeq and is a predicted model, not a curated record. Lineage: Eukaryota; Metazoa; Arthropoda; Insecta; Diptera; Sciaridae.